UGGACACCUUUUUCAUAUUUCAUUUUACACCAUAUAAAUGCUGUUAGUCCCACCGUCUGGGUUUGUUUCAACACCUCAUGACAAGUGUAUUUAGUACAGUUAGCACUGUGCUGCUAAUGUGUCCAUGAGUCAGCCCCUCCUGCUCAAGGGGUGCUGUUGUGUAGGUGACCCGAGCUCCAAACGUGGCGUGUCCUUCAGUUAACUCAAUGAAUUUAGGCAGUUUGACCAUUACAGGAUAGAGGCCGCCUGACAAAACUAGUACAACAGUGACCUCUGCUGUUCGUUACAGUUCCCUGCAAGCACCGAGAGGCUGCGUCUGCUAUUGGUGGAUAUAUUUAAUGUAUAGAUAGUGUUUAGAUGUCACCUUUUUUUAAAUAAAAGGUAAACAUCUACAUAUUUAAGUAAGUAAGUAAAGUUGAUUCAUAUUGCACUUAUCACAUACAAAGUGUCACAACGUGCAGUACAGAUGUCAAUUAAAACAAUUUGGAAAUAACAGGUGCCAAAACAGUUUAAAGAGCAAAGUACAAUACACAGUAAAAAGAUGGUGCAAAAAAUAAACAAACAAACAAACAGAGAAGAUAAAAGCAGGCCAUAAAAUGUUCAAAUCAACAAAAUGCCAGUGUCAACAGGUAUGUUUUGAGAUGGAGUUAUGGAAUUAUGCUGUGGAAUCAGCAAACCUUAGGAGUGCAGGCAGAGUUUUCCACAGCGUCGGUGCAGAUUCUAAUUGUUUCCUUUACUUUGCUGUUGUCGUUUUUCGUCUUUUUUCAUGUCCAUAUGAACCUUUGGAAAGAUAAACGUAACAUCGCUGUUGGCCUACAUUUUAGUCAAUAAAGUUUUGAACAGAAAAAAAAUGGAGGCUGACAGACGAGGAUUGUAGGAAGCUAACAUGAUCAGUUUCUCAAGAGCGGCCACUACAGUACCAGCUCGUUGUUUUUAGAUACAACCACCAGACACACAUCGUAUCACGUGCUGCUGCCAACACAACGUGCAGGACGGUGGAUCUUCUCAUUCUCCGUCUGAAGCUUUACAGCCCUUGAGGUCAGAAGAUGGAGGAGGACCACGUCCACUGCAUGUCCUGUGUUAAUCAGAGAUGCAUGGUCAGACCUCAACCAGGCAUCUCUUGUGAUCUUAUCACCUGUCCUCUGGUGUGCGGGGCGGUGUUUCACUCCUGCAAAGUUGAUGAGCACCAUCUUCUGUGUGCCCUGCUGAGGGUGCCCUGCCUGAACAGUGGCUAUGGCUGCCCUGCCGCCCUGGUUCGCAACCAAAUGUACGCGCACCUUGAAGUGUGUCCGGCUGGAGUGGUGUGCUGCACGAUGGAGUGGAACAGAUGGCCCGUUAGCUGCCUGGACUACACUUCCUAUGAGAGCCUGAGCCGUGGGGUGGAGGAGGUGGAGCAGCUGGAUAUGGCACUUGCUCUUCAGGACCAGCGUACGCUCCUCGAGUCCCUCAAGGUGAUCGCCAUGACUCCGACUGCAGAAGGAGAAGCACUUUCCCCGCCUCGUGAGGACAACAGGACAACGGACUCAUCUUUGCUUCCAUCGGCCCCCGAGGCCUCCGCCAUGACGGAGUCCCCUUCGCGGGCGCCGUCCUCACGUCAGCCGCGACCGCCCCCGCCAGGCUCGGCGAAGGAGAGAAUUGUCAGUGGAAUAAAUGGCUUGACCGAGGAGCACUUCAGUAAACUCUACGAGGCCACGGUGGAGACGGCGAGAAGCUUAUCCGCCGCUUUGGACUUUGUGAGCCGAGCGCAGCCGGUCGACGGCAGCGACGAGCGCAUCGAGAGGCGGUCGAGCGACGACGGAGACCUUCGGAGUGGACCCGGCGGUUUGAAGAGAAAAGAGACGGAGGGGCAACGCGUUUGUUCGAGCUGUUUGAGAGGAGAUGGGGCUGUGGCGGGAGCCGACGUGAAGACUUUAAAGACAACAGAUGGAGCGCUGUCAGGAGGCACGGAGGCCUGUCUUGAGACGGCCCGCCCGGUGGAGGUGAAAGGUGACAUGAGUGCUGGUGUUUCUCAGGAGGCGGCCCCCCCCCCCCCGAGGACGUCUCCAGUGCCCGUCAGCCAGGGUGCGGCGCAGCGGGCCGCUCAUGUGGUCCUGGAAGACAGGGGGCUCGUUCUUUUGGGAAACCACGGGCCCGAGCGAAAGUUCUACAACUACAAUUUGUUUCGGGGUCCUGGCCGAUGUCCGUUACCCAACGGGCGGGUUGGUUUCAUCCCAGACAGGUCUGCGUUUAGAUUACGACCCAAAAUGGAAGACAAGGCGGUCGACACUUCGGAUCUGGAGCCGGCGGACGACCCCAUGGGCCUCGGAGAGAUUGAUCUGAUCACGGCGGCGCUGCUCUUCUGUUUGGAGGAUUUCAGAGAGUGUCGAAGGAUCUCCGACGCGAUCUACGUCGACGGCUACCGCGUGGACUUUGGCACCCAGACGUUCACGUUCCCCGCGGCCAUCUUGGUGACCGGCACCAGAGUGGGUGAGAUUGCGUCCGCGUCUGCCUGCGACCACGCCGCCCCGCAGCUCUCCUACCCGAGCCCCUUUCGCACGCUCCGCCUCGGGCUCGUCCUGGAAGCUCUGGAGGUGGAGGCGGUGCCGCACAACCGCUACCUCCCCCCCAACCCCCGCUACCGGCACAUGUUCCCGUUCGUCUGCGGUCAGGCGCUGCGUCGGGACCAGUUCUCUUCCCAUUUCACAAAUGUCCACGGGGACAUCCACGCCGGUCUCAACGGUUGGAUGGAGCACCGCUGCCCCCUGGCGUAUUACGGUUGCACAUUUUCUCAGCGGAGGUUUUACCCGUCGACCGAGGGGGCCAAAGUGGUUCAUGACAGGCACCUCAGGGCCUUCGGGGUGCAGCCUCGCCCGCGGGCAACAUUUCCAAGUGAUUUCCAGUCCGACCAAAUCAGCGGGCUUCCGAUUGAGAUCUUGUGGCACGUGGCUGGAUUCCUGGACAGCUUCAGCCUCUGCCAGCUGUCCCUGGUGUCACGGACGAUGAGGGAGGUGUGUGCCAGUCUCCUCCAGACCAGGGGCAUCGUGGAGCUGCGGUGGGAGCGGAGGCGACGGCCCGGUGCCCCCGGCGCUGUGUCGUGGCAGAUCAAAAACAGAGUGUGGAGCUUCAGCACUGCUUUCAGCCCGGUGUUGUCUUGGGGUUUCACCGAUCUCCCCAGCAUGUCGAACCAUCUUAAGAAGUGCCACUUCAACAACGUGGAGCACAAGACGGAGCCGGUGCCCCUUCCUGCCAUGUGCACUGCCCGAGAUGGACACUCGCUGCGUCGCGUCCUCCGUCACGUCAACACCUGAUGAAACAAAGAUGACCUCUCGUCGCUGCACAACAGUCCGUGUGGUAUUCUGUGGAUGUCUUGAAAACAUAGCUCUUCCUGUUUGACACUUCGUUAUUAAGAAGCCGUAAUGAAAUAACGCCCUAACUGCCACAAUCAAGGUGUGUUGUCGUGGAUUGCAUGGAUUCGUUGCUGACAUGUGUCCUUAUUCUGGUGAGAUAAAAUAUAUUUUCCUGAAGACAAAUAUGCAUAUUAGAUUUAUAUUAUUCUAUAUGAUAUACUGUAUACAUGUUUUCACUAUCUUGCCUUUCAGUAGUAGCCAUGGGGAAAAGCAGAUUGUUGGUUAUAUUGCAUUAUUUCUGUGACAGAAGUGAUGCCAGCACUUUACACAAGAUUUGCGUCACCCUCCUAAAUUGGUAUGUGACCCUAAAUGUUCUCAGUCUUUCUGUUUCCUACAGCGGGUGUCAACCUAUUGUCUGUUUUCUGGAUUUGUAGGACAUUGAGUCAAAAAUGAUGGCAAUUAAUAUGAGGACAGCCUAAAAAUGCAUGUAAUUUGCUACCAUUUAAUAAAGUCUUUACAGCCUUUUA
Molecule: messenger RNA, 3853 nt
Organism: Pseudoliparis swirei
Lineage: Eukaryota; Metazoa; Chordata; Actinopteri; Perciformes; Liparidae
Product: F-box only protein 30-like
Exons: 3
Coding region: 1047-3287 (746 amino acids)
Molecular function (GO): protein binding; ubiquitin protein ligase activity; zinc ion binding
Source: RefSeq, a predicted model, not a curated record